Anopheles marshallii is the source of this 2388-nucleotide messenger RNA. RefSeq names its product coiled-coil domain-containing protein 170. Bases 1 to 2388 code for a protein of 795 amino acids. The record is from RefSeq and is a predicted model, not a curated record. The transcript is spliced from 10 exons. NCBI's taxonomy places the organism in Eukaryota, Metazoa, Arthropoda, Insecta, Diptera, Culicidae.
AUGUCCGGUAAAGGUGACGAUGAGUCAACGGGAAACAGUGACAAAGAUUGGGAAAUAUUUGACAUACUCUGCGGCGAAGAGAACAUGCCAAAACAUCACAGUUCACACUCUCCGGUGCAUCAUCAUCAUCACCCACCACCAUCCUGCAAUGAUCACCUGGCGCACUCGAUCGACCUCGCCACCACGCUUCGGAGUGAGCUGGCCGCGUCGACGUACAAACGCGACCGGCUCAUGGCGGAACUGGCGGACGUGAAGAGUUCGCUGUGCGCGAAGGAAGGCGAGUGCGAGUCGCUUCGUGCCCAAAGUGCGCGCCAGACGUCACUGAUCGGUUCGCUGCAGCAACGGCUGGCAGCGACCGAGCAGCGUGAGAAGACACUGCACAGCCGCAGCGAAACGGUCGUCCAUACGCUGCACCGUGACAAGGGACAUCUGGAGGACAAGAUUAAGGAGCUGAGCGGCAAGCUGCACCGAUUGCAAUGUGAGCUAACGAAGGAGGAAGGACUUCGCGACCAGGCCCGGUGUCAGCUGCAGGAUUUGGUGCGUCGGCUGUGUCUGAUACUGGGCGUGGAUGUGUGCGAUGGGGCGCACCUUACCCCGGAAUGUGUCCUCGCGAAGACGGGAGAGACGGUGUCGGAGGUGCAGAGACUCCGGGCAAAGUUGGCCGGUACCUGCGAGAACCUUUCGUCGACGGAAUCGGAGCUGCUGAGCACGAAGGCGGCCGCCUCGGCGGAGAAGACGCGUCUACACACCCAAAUCGAGGGACUGCAGUCGUUGUCCCAAGGGUUGGAAGGUCGGUGUCGCCAGGCGGAACGGGAUUUGCAGGUGACGCGCGAUCGGUUGGCUGAGUGUGAAGUAAAUGGCGACAAGCUGAGAGAGGAGUUGCGAGGGUUUGAGUCCCGUUGCUGUCGGUUGCAAAACAGCUACGAUCGAUUGCAAACCGAGCGAUUACAGUUCCUGCGCACGAUCGCUACGAUCGUGGGAGUGAGUGAACCGUGCGAGAAUAACCUGCGCGACAAAAUCCGGGACCUGACCAACCACAACCAGGCGCUGCAUGACCAAGUGUCCCAGCUGCGUGACCAACACCAUCAGGAGGCUGCAAAGCAUCGUGAACACCAGGAGUCCAGUGCGUGUCGGUUGAAGAGCGAGGAGCAACAUCGGAUGGGUUUGGAGGAGAGGCUCGAGAAGGCUUGCCAUGAGCUGCAACAUUUCCGAUCGGAACACACGACGUUGAGCGAGUACCUGCUGCGACUAGCGAGGGCACUCUGUUGGAGUGAAUGUACGGAACCACCCGCUCCCGGUAGUGACACGACGAUCCUCAGCGAAACGUUGCUCGAGCGUGCGGAACGUCUCGCAAACCAUCAUGAAAAUCACAUUCAUGGCACGUGCGACAAGCACUGUUGGGAGGCCAUCAACCAUCACCACCAUCACCAUCACACCUCGCAUUCCCAUUCGGCGACAAAGUUACGCCGAGAGCGGUCCUGUACCGAUCUGCCGCUGAAGGAAAGCUCCACCCUGUACCAUAUGCAGCGCAAGGUGCGCGUACUGAAGGAACAGAUUCAGCGACGCGAUCUCCACCUCGAGCUGCUCCGGCGCAAGAUCGCUCUGCUGGAGGAUAAUGCCAGGGGGAAAGCCACAUUACAAACCGAGCGCGAUGAGGCGAUGCAUAAGGCGAGAAAGAACUCGAAGCAAGCGGAACGAACCACGCAGCAGUUGGCGGAAGUGAAGGCUCAGCUGGCGGAAGUUAAGAUGCAGCUGACGGAAGCCUCCGAGUACAAGAUUACAGCCCUCGAGCGAGCUCGCAAGUGCGACGAGCUGCAGGCCCGGCUGUGCGAUCUGGAGACGGAGCGGGAACGGUUGGUCGGACAACUGGCCGCGUACAAAUCGCGUGCCAGGUCGGCGGUAGAAUCGUCACACGAUCGGCGUGUACGCGACGAGCACGCGAUGUCGCAUCUGCGCGAGGAGUUGUCACGCGUGAAAUCGCAGCUGGCAGACACGAACCAUCGGUUGUCGCAGCUGCAGGUCUUCCGGACAUCGGUUGCCAAGCUGCUGCACGUGUCGGACUGUGCGGAUUCGGACAUUUUGCAGAAACUGCAAUCGGUGUGCAGCAACCAUGGGCAUCAUCAUCACCACGGCCACCGGCACCACAGUGCAUCCAAUCUAUCGCGCAGAUAUGAUUCCUCGUCACCGACCGGGGAUGUCGGGCACGUGUCACGGUAUGACGACAUGCUGGCGGGCGGGGGUGGCAGCGGCGGUGGCGUUGGGUCACAAACGAUCGGCUGUCGGCCGCUCAGCUCCAGCCCGGUGCACAAUCGGCGGUACAUCGAUUCCGGCUUCAACGAUCACGAUCAUCAUUUUGAUGAUGAUUUUGAUUUCCAUAAGAAAUAUUAG